Molecule: messenger RNA, 3341 nt
Organism: Halichondria panicea
Lineage: Eukaryota; Metazoa; Porifera; Demospongiae; Suberitida; Halichondriidae
Exons: 16
Coding region: 122-3262 (1046 amino acids)
Biological process (GO): amino acid transmembrane transport
Cellular component (GO): membrane
Molecular function (GO): L-amino acid transmembrane transporter activity
Source: RefSeq, a predicted model, not a curated record
UGCUUUCAACCAAGAUCAAGAGACUCCUUGACAAACUGCAAGUGAAUUCUACUAGCUAGGUAGCUUAUAGCAAGAGAGUGCAGCAGCAGUAGACUAGACUAAUCAUCACUACCACUACUAGAUGUCCUCAGAUGGCGAGAAGGAGUUGGUCAGCCCAGUGCUUGAAGGGGAGGCCCCUACACCACCAUUACCAGUAGACAGCCUUACUGCCCACCCACCAUCCAGCCACACACUCUCAACCAAGCUCAAGCAACUACUGGCUUGUCCCUCAAAGCAGAGCCAUGGAGACAAUGAACCCAAGCUCAAGAAAGAGUUUACUGUUCUCAGUGGAGUUGGAUUUAUUGCUGGAAAUAUCAUCGGCUCUGGAAUUUUCAUCACCCCACGGAACAUAUUUGUCAACACCGGUUCGUUUGGUUUGACGCUGGUUGCCUGGGUGAUUGGUGGUCUCAUAGCGUUGGCCGGGGGUCUGUGUUACAUUGAGUUGGGGGUGGUGGUUCGGAAGAGUGGAGGGGAAUACCCCAUCUUACGAACAGCCUAUUCUUUCAACAACAGGAACAGAUUUGUCAAGACCCUAGGAGCUGUGUUAGGGUUCCUGUACGCUUGGUCUGGUGUGCUGGUUAUUAGGAGUCUUAGUAUAUCCAUAUCGUUGCUCUCGUUUGCUCAAUACCUGUCACGGCCAUUUUAUAUAGACUGCGACCCACCUAAAGCUGUAGUGACUACACUGGCACUGGCAGGACUGUUGAUGGUGGCCCUCCUCAAUGUAUUCAGCGUGAAGCUACUAGCAAGAGUGAUGACCAUUCUGACAGCUCUCAAGGUUCUGUCAUUACUCGUCAUAGUAGUCGUGGGGACUGUCUAUAUUAUUAUUAACGGAUUCUCAUUGGACGCUCAAACUCCCUUCACCCCCCACGAAGGUAACGAACCCACCGUGACCUCUGUUGCCCUAGGCCUGUACGGAGUGGCUUAUGCUUAUGAUGGGUGGAGCAUAAUGAACUACGCUAUUGAAGAGACAAAAAAUGUUGAAAAGACCCUCCCCCGCGCUCUGUUGAUUGCUGUUCCCAUGGUUGCAGUCUGCUAUCUCCUUGUCAAUAUCGCCUACUUUGGAGUGCUCAGUUAUUGUCAGAUACUGGCCACGGAUACCAUCGCCUUGACAUUUGCUUAUCAGACUCUGGGCAGGGCUGGUCUGGUGAUCAUCCCAUUGAUGGUGGCUCUGUCCACUGUUGGAUCAGUUAUGGCCACCAUGUUUGCUGGCUCUAGACUAAUGUUUGUGUCCGCUAGGGACGGCCUAUUCCCUCAGGCUCUCAGUGGACUACACAGAUCCUUCAAGACACCCGUUCCUGCCAUCAUGCUCAUGGUGAUGCUGGCAUUUGUGGCUAUCAUGAUUGGAGAUUUGUCAUUUCUACUGGACGGCUAUAAUGUUGUGGCUUUCAUCAUCUAUGCCUUUGUGUUCAGUGCUCUACUGAUAUUGAGAGUGACUCAUAAAGAAGCUCCAAGACCCUUCAAGGCGUGGUUCAUAGUGCCUGUGGCAGUGUCGUGUGUGCUAGUGAGUGUGUUCCUGGUGGUGUUCCCUGUCCUACAAGAGCCCCUCCCAUGUCUCACGGCCUUUGCCCUCCUCCUCUCUGGACUGGUAGUCUAUCCUAUUAUGAUCCCCAACACUCCCUGGAAGAAACACCUCAACACUCUCAGUCGUCAUGUGACACAGUUCACGAUGGACCUACUCAACACUGAGAUGUUAAGGCACUCUGUCUCUGUAUUAAUGUCUGCUGUUAACCCACUGAAGACUGCACAACCUGACCCACUGGCUGGUGAGAAUAAUGGAGGGUCUAGUCUCAAGAAAGAGUUUACUGUUCUCAGUGGAGUUGGAUUUAUUGCUGGAAAUAUCAUCGGCUCUGGAAUUUUCAUCACCCCUCGUAAGAUUUUUGUCAACACUGGUUCGUUUGGUUUGACGCUGGUUGCCUGGGUGAUUGGUGGUCUCAUAGCGUUGGCCGGGGGUCUCUGUUACAUUGAGUUGGGGGUGGUGGUCCGGAAAAGUGGAGGGGAAUACCCCAUCCUACGAACAGCUUAUUCUUUUAACAAUAAGUGUGAGAGACUUGGCAAGGUUCUGGCGUUCCUAUUCCUGUGGACGUCUGUCACAGUGAUGAGGACUGUGGGAGCUGCUAUUGUCUUGUUGACCUGCGCUCACUAUCUGUCCCAACCAUUCUACAUCGACUCUCAAGCACCGCAGUUCCUCAUCACCGCUCUGGCAUUGGGGGUCCUAGGUAUUGUGACAGCAGUGAACCUCAUCAGUGUGCAGCUGACAGCUCGAGUGGCUACUGUCCUCUCUGCUCUCAAGGUCAUUGCUCUUCUCUUUGUUGCCCUGGUUGGGAUACACCACAUCGCUAUCAGUGGGGUCACAGAGCAGUUCCACUCCCCCUUUACCCCCUACGAAGGCCACACCCCCUCACCAUCGUCUAUUGCUCUAGCAAUGUAUGGAGUUACAUUUGCUUUCGAUGGAUGGAAUGCUAUGAACUAUGCAAUCGAGGAGACUCAGAACGUUGAGAAGACCCUCCCCCGCUCUCUGUUCAUUGCUGUCCCUAUAGUGGCGCUCUGUUAUCUCCUUGUCAAUAUUGCCUACUUUGGAGUGCUCUCUUACCAACAGAUACUUAGCUCUGAGACUAUUGGCCUGACAUUUGGGGAGGUGGCACUGGGUAGAGCUGGUCUCGUGGUCGUUCCUUUCAUGGUAGCCCUCUCAACCUUUGGUGCCUCUCUUUCCAGUGUCUACACUGGAUCUAGGCUAAUGUUUGCAGCUGCUAGAGACGGCCUAUUCCCUCAGGCACUCAGUGGACUACACAGAACCUACAAGACACCUGUUCCUGCCAUCAUGCUUCAGAUGGUGUUGAUGUCUAUAGGCGUUGCUAUUGGAGAUAUAUCUGUUCUAUUGGAUGGCUACAGUGCAGUGGCGUUUGUGUUCUAUGGUAUUGUAUUUGCUGCCGUUCUUGUCAUGAGAGUGACUGACAAGAAAGCUCCAAGACCAUUCAGAGCGUGGUUCAUAGUGCCUGUGGCAGUGUUGUGUGUGCUAAUGAGUGUGUUCCUGGUGGUGUUCCCUGUCCUACAAGAGCCCCUCCCAUGUCUCACGGCCUUUGCCCUCCUCCUCUCUGGACUGGUAGUCUAUCCUAUUAUGAUCCCCAACACUCCCUGGAAGAAACACCUCAACACUCUCAGUCUUAGACUCACUGACUUCACCAGCAAGUAUCUGAACUCUGAACCAUCCACAGUGACACUAUGACAUUUUUAAAUAGCUAUGAACAUCAGCAUUGAUUUUAUUUUUGCAAAAUUACAAUAAUAAUUAUACACAUGUAUCACAA